This is a messenger RNA of Coccinella septempunctata (seven-spotted ladybird), 3011 nucleotides long. Its product is annotated as nephrin-like. Gene Ontology annotation, molecular function: protein binding. NCBI's taxonomy places the organism in Eukaryota, Metazoa, Arthropoda, Insecta, Coleoptera, Coccinellidae. The transcript has 11 exons. Bases 412 to 2766 code for a protein of 784 amino acids. The record is from RefSeq and is a predicted model, not a curated record.
UGCGGCAUGGGGGUAGCGAAGUUUUCGCCCUCACAGAGCGCAACACCUGGAUAAGUUUCACGCGUCCGACCUCGGCGCCCGUUCUUCGACGGAAAAUACGGGUUUUUCCGGUCGUCCUGUUUCGGCCGCGAUUUCGCGCGACGGCGUCAGGCGGAAAAUUGCGGUUUUCUGUGUAUUUUCAGUGUUUUUGACGGUCGCAGGUGUACGCCCACGGUGUAGUUGUGCCGGUGACAUUUUACGGUUUUUCCCUAGUUCACGUGUUGCAUUUGUGUGUUUCUCGACGUUAGAUCGUUUAGGAUUUAGAUAUCAUCACUCGAUGUAGUUUCGUGUAACCAAGAUGUUUAGCUGUAAGGACCCAAUGUACCUCAUCGAAAGAACUCUUUCUACCUUUCCGGAUAUGUAGCCAACGACAUGUCGUCCACAAGCUUCCUAGUGCUCGUUUUGGUGUUCAUCGUGACUUGUUCCGAGGCCGAACUGGCAACCGAAUUCGCUGAGGCUUCGGACGGGGGUACCGCGUCUUUGCCGUGCAACCUAACGCCGAACCAACCUUCGGACAAGGUCAGUGUAGUGGUGUGGCACAAGGGUGCCGAAGAGGACCCUAUUUAUAAGUUCGACCUGAGGGGUAAUCGGCCGCAGCAUUGGGCCGAGCCGACCCUGGGCGAUAGAUUCUUCCUGAGAAUAUUGGAUGACAAUCGUAGUGUCUUGACAAUCUCUCCAACGAAUUUAUCCGACGAAAAUGUGUAUCAUUGUCGCGUGGACUUUGCCACUUCGCCAUCUAGGAUAACUCACGUCAACUUAACGAUUAUUGUUCCUCCGACGGGUGUCCAAGUGAGCGAUGACUUCGGACUAGUGAAAAAUGGAAUAACCACUUCGUACGCCGAGGGGGCCAGUUUGACCCUUACAUGCAGCGCCACCGGCGGGAAACCCUUGGCCAGGGUGUCCUGGUGGAGAGAUGGAAAAAUCGUUACGGAUGAAUGUCAAUAUUUUCCCGAGAGAAAGAAGUCCCAAAGUUUGAUGAAGGUCGAGAAGUUAACUAGGAGUCAUCUGUUGGCCGUGUAUAGUUGCGAAGUCAGUAAUAGUAAAUUGCAACCGCCUCUGGUUGUCCGUGUCGCCAUCGAUAUGUACCUGAGACCGCUCGAGGUCACUCUAAUCAAGGAGCAUGAGGAACUCAGCGCAGGAAGAAGAUACAACAUCAGUUGUAGAUGCAGAGGUUCCCGUCCUCCGGCUAUCAUCACUUGGUGGAAGGAUGGUUUAUCUUUGGAAGGUGGAACUGUAACUGUCUCUGCUGACGGUAACACGACAACGAGCACCCUUUCGUUCACACCCACCUCAGCCGAUCACGGUCUUGUGCUGAGUUGCAAGGCCUCAAAUCACCGCAUUCCUUUCAGCGAACAGCAAAGGACGUGGAUGUUACGUGUUCUUUAUCCGCCCAAAGUGACGUUAAAUUUAGGUCACGGCCUGGACGCAAGUGAUAUUAAGGAGGGUGCCGACGUAUAUUUCGAGUGCCAUUUGGUUGCCAAUCCAUGGGUUCAUAGGGUAUGGUGGUUACGUGAUGGAGAACGAAUACUGAGCAACGCAACCUCAGGCAUUAUAGUCAGCAACCAAACAUUAGUGCUUCAGGGCGUGAGCAGGAGCAGCUCGGGCAGAUACUGUUGCGAGGCAACGAACAAAGAGGGCACUACUAAAAGCACUCCCUUUCAUCUGAAGGUGAAAUUCGAGCCUAUAUGUGGGGACGGAACAGGAAGGAAAGUUCUGGGGGCGGCCAAAGAUGAGCCACUCCAAGUAGAAUGCAAGGUAGACGCAGAGCCGGUGGCCAAGCUGUUCAGAUGGAGCUUUAACAGUACCCCGGGGAUUUCUCGGGAGCUGACCGAGUUUACGACAGACGAAGGGGGCAGCAGGUUGACCUACGUGCCGAAGAUACCGGCCGAUUACGGCACUUUGCAAUGCUGGGGCCAGAAUGAUAUAGGGACGCAACGGCAGCCGUGCACGUACCACAUCGUGCCGGCCGGCAAACCGGAUCCGCCCCAUACGUGCCAACUGUCAAACGUCACACAUCUCUCCGUUUUUCUCUCGUGCAAGAAAGGAUUCGAUGGAGGCCUAAAACAACGAUUCACUAUGAACUUGAGCUUGGGGGACAAUCCAGUUGCCAAUAUGUCGUCCUUCACCGGCCCGGACUUCCACAUAACUAAUUUAGAACCCGAUAAGGAAUACGCGAUCACUGUGUCUUCUUACAAUAGCAAAGGAUGGUCUAAACCCAGCGACCCCAUUAACUUCAGAACCCUGCCCGCUCCAGGAUUGAAUGAGCAGAGAAGGUUGAUGGAUCCUAAUGGUGAGGGACAAAAUAGGUCCGGUCCUUGGCUUUAUAUUACUUUGGCCGCAGGAUCCACACUGAUCAUUGCCGGGACAGUUGUCGUGAUUGUUUUCGCUGUAAAGAGAUUCAGGGUGGACAGUCCCGUCAGAGAUCGAAAUCCACAUCGUAACCCCAAACAGCACUGCGGGGAGGAGUUACCUCUUGACCCCCGCGUGCCCCCCCUGUACACCGACGCCCUGACUGAUGAUAACAAUCCAGAUCUCAUUCCACCUACAAACGAGAGCCUACUGGACUCUUCGUUAACUCCCUUCAUAAUAUCAGCGAGACCCUCAAGCAAAAGGAAUUGUGCCACACAAAUGCCUGUGAAGCCGUACCACGUCACAUGGGCCCCCAUCUUGCAGUCUCGCAAUUGUUCCACUCAAACUCCUCCUCCCCAUAAAGAAAGCUCAGUCUAGUCUAGAAAAAAUACAAUCCAAUCAGAAGUCUCGGUAUCGGGACCAAUACCACCUGUGAUACUUGUGAAUAUCUCAUAUUUUUAAGCAUUAACUUUAUCAAAAACUAUAAUGUUAUAUUAACAAUGUUAUUUAUUUUGUUUCGUUUUCUUUGAUCGAUAAAAUAUCAUUCGUGUGAAAAUGAUUUGUUAUGAUAAGACUAUUGUUUCAAAAAUACGACUUACGAAAUUAAAUGUUUUUCAAGUGUU